AUGAACACCAAUGUCUGCGUGGAGCCCGGGCCGGGCCCGGAGGCCCCGGGCUUGCCCAAGGAGAGCCACCUGCCCGAGGGGGCCCUCAACAGCCUUGUGGAUUACAACUCGGAGAUGGAGCGCUACCGCUCCUUCGCCACCUCCUUCUACAAGACCAACGGGGGCGCCUUCCCGCAGGCGGCCAAGAUCGCGCGCAUCACCACCCCCAUCUUCCCCAGCAGCGCCGCCGCCGCCGCGGCCGCCGCGCGCAUCGGCAUGUCCCCCUGGAACUGCGACAACGCGGCCACCGCCGCCGCCGCCACCGCCAUGCUCUGGGGCAGCGGCGGGGGCGGGGGCGGCGGCGGGGGCGGGGGCGGCGGCGGGGGGGGGGGCGGCGGGGGGGGGGGCGGGGGCGGCAGGAAAUCCUCCUCCGCCGCCGCCUCCUCCUCCGCCUCCUCCUCCUCGGCGAUCCUCCCCGCCGGCGGCGGCGGCGGCGGUGGUGGCGGCGGCGGCGGCGGCGGCGGCGGCGGUGGCGGCGGCGGCGGCGGCGGCGGCAGUAGGACCGGCAUGCACCACCGAAACGACUCCCAGAGGCUGGGGAAAGCUGGCUGCGCGCCAGAGCCGUCGUUGCAAAUGGCAAAUACUAAUUUCCUCUCCACCUUAUCCCCUGAACACUGCAGACCUUUGGCGGGGGAAUGCAUGAACAAGCUCAAAUGCGGCGCUGCUGAAGCAGAGAUAAUGAAUCUCCCCGAGCGCGUGGGGACUUUUUCCGCUAUCCCGGCUUUAGGGGGCAUCUCAUUACCUCCAGGGGUCAUCGUCAUGACAGCCCUUCACUCCCCCGCAGCAGCCUCAGCAGCCGUCACAGACAGUGCGUUUCAAAUUGCCAAUCUGGCAGACUGCCCGCAGAAUCAUUCCUCCUCCUCCUCGUCCUCCUCGGGGGGAGCUGGCGGAGCCAACCCGGCCAAGAAGAAGAGGAAAAGGUGUGGGGUCUGCGUGCCCUGCAAGAGGCUCAUCAACUGUGGCGUCUGCAGCAGUUGCAGGAACCGCAAAACGGGACACCAGAUCUGCAAAUUUAGAAAAUGUGAAGAGCUAAAGAAAAAACCUGGCACUUCGCUAGAGAGAACACCUGUUCCCAGCGCUGAAGCAUUCCGAUGGUUCUUUUAAAGCAGUAGUAUAUCUUAUUUUCAAGGCAUUUGGAAGUGAAGGGCAAACUAAUGUCUUGUUUUAAGAAACUGCUUAGUCCACCACUGAAGAAAAUAUCCAGAUAUUAUUUUCAUUUUAUGUAUAGGGGUUUCUUCAAAAAAAAAAAAAAAAAGGAAAAGAAAAGAAAAAAAAGACAUAUCAAAAUAAUCUGGGAGCUUGGGGAAUUGGCCAGUCUGUUUACUUUGGAUACACUGAUUCUUUGAUGUAAUUUAGCUAUCCUAGUGAAGUUGUUGUCUAUUUUGAAAGUGGCUGUAAAAAAUAAGUUUGGGUAAACCCCUGCUGUAAAAUCAUGUAUCUUUGCAAAGUACAUAUCUAUACUUCAUUUUCAAAUAUAUGUGUUUCAGUACUGUAAACUGUACAGAUAGCAGCUUGUAUUUUGUGUGUUUAGACACAAGGAGACAAUCACGUCUGAGCAUCUAUGGAGAUUAACAGUUUGUACACAACAGUAUGGUUCUGCGAGUUAAAUCUGGAGCAAUAAAUUUUAGCUUUAAAUAUUUUUUGCCAGUUGUUUCUAGAAGCAGCAACAGCGGUGGCAUGUUUUGCCAUGCAUCUUUCGGUAGAGACUUGAUGCCAAGUUUCACAAGAGGAAAAGAUGAUGAUGCAUCCGGCAAUUACCUGCAGUUGUAUUGUUAUAGGAGGGAAGAUGUGAUGAAAGUUUCAAUUAAUCUUUUGAGCACUAUAUUAGAGUAGUGGUUAUGCACUUGCAUUGCUUACAAACGAGCUGUACAGAAGGGUAUACCUCCCAAAUACUUAGUGUAGUUGACUUGUCUUGGGUUGCACUGUACGGCGGAGUACCCUGAGUAGUUGGAAUAUGCAGAAUCAGUUGUAUAAAUUUUUUUAAACAGUGUUUUCUAGGACACAGAAUAAAGCAUCAGAUCGUAGGGGGAGAAAUCCAUGACUGAGUUUUUUUUUACUAGCCCAGCAUGGGCUGUAUUUUUUGUUUGUUUAUUUUUUGCGUUAUUAUUAUUAUUUUUUUGGUAGAAAAAAUAAACACUUAAUAAUAAAAUGUAUCCAAAUGUUUUAAUUCCAUGUAUGAUAUUAAAUGGGUAGUUUUGUUUUACAUUUUGAACAUAUCAAAGCUUCUGCCUUGAGACAUGGCUAGGUAUAUUUUUAAGUAAAAAGAGUUAAACACAUUCAUAAACAUGAGGUUUUUUUAAUCUUUUGUUAUCUUCCUUUCUCAUAGCCUCCCAUUUGGACCAGUGGCCUUCCCCUAGGCCCUCAGUGGAAUGUUCCAUUGCUCCCAUUCCCAUUCUUGUCAUCAAGGAUGCUGUGGUUCCAGAGAAUUCCAUAAAUGUAAACAACCCCUAAACACAAAGGAGUAUGCUUCAUAGGACCCGGGCUACCUUUUCACCUAGAAUUUGGUUUGCUUAUGGCAGUUGGGGCUCCUAAGGCUGUCCCAGUAGGACAAUUAUUAUUUGUGAUGACAUGUUACCUAAGAUUCUUUUUUUUUUUUUUGGUCAGAUACUGUUCAACUUCAACAAUAAAAUAGAGUUUAGCAAAAAUACAUAGAGAAUCAAAGUUGCCAUGUUACUGUCAUUUUUUAUUUUUUAUCUACUGAUUUCAGCCUACGCAUCCAUAAGCCUUUUGAAAAAUGUUAGCAAAAUGUAUCAUGUGAAGAAAAAUAACUUGGGAAGAGAAAGGGUGAUGAAAAAGACUGCAAAACUUUAGGAAGCCUAGCAGAUGAAUAAUUUUUAAAAGGCUAGUUCUAGCUUUGAAUUGAAAGUAAUAGAACAGAGGAGAUUUUAAAAACAUGGAAGGAGCAUUCGCCAUAAGAAUUCUGGAGGGAGGGAUGGGUAAGGUACUAACAAAUGCUAAUGUUAAAGUGUGCUUUAACUUGCCUGGAAUAUGAAUGCAAGGUCUACAGUUAUGGUCCAAUAGCCUUUUUGAGAAAAAUUCAUUAUCUGUUAUACCUAUCCAUGUUUAGAGAAGAGAAUUAAAUAAUCACAAACUAAAACAUGCUGUAUAUUAGUUUUGAGAUCACUUUCUACUUGCUAUAUAUUCCUUUGAGGAUUUCUAGAUAGAAUUUCUAUUCCAGCUGUGGGAGAAGAGAGCUAUAUGAAUUAUUUCUAGUUCCUUUUUUAUUUUACUUAUUUUUUUAAAUCAAUUUGCUAAUUUUUACAAGUAAGUGAAAACUAACUCUCACACUUGAAUGGGAAGCUUGCCUUGCUUUUUGGAAAACGAUGAUUGUUAUUACAGCAGUGAAGCAAACUUCUUUCCCUUCAGACUGCAUUAGGCACACAAUAGCAUAUAAAGAUCUCAUAGCAAUGUACCAAGAGUCUGAAAUACAUGCUAGUGUUGCAUGUCUUGAUGUGUUUUUGUUUGUUCGUUUUCUUAAAGAACUUAUGAAUCUGUAUAUUGUAAAAUGUGGUGUUUUACAUGUCAAUUCAAUUUUUUAAUGAAAGAAAAUCUGUUGAUUAUUAAAAUGGAAAUGUAUAGCUUUUCUUUAAUUCUC
Messenger RNA from Eptesicus fuscus (big brown bat), 3634 nucleotides. RefSeq names its product CXXC finger protein 4 (gene CXXC4). NCBI's taxonomy places the organism in Eukaryota, Metazoa, Chordata, Mammalia, Chiroptera, Vespertilionidae. Gene Ontology annotation, cellular component: nucleus. Gene Ontology annotation, molecular function: methyl-CpG binding; zinc ion binding. The record is from RefSeq and is a predicted model, not a curated record.